Messenger RNA from Acanthoscelides obtectus, 676 nucleotides. The record is from the annotation of a GenBank genome assembly. Lineage: Eukaryota; Metazoa; Arthropoda; Insecta; Coleoptera; Chrysomelidae.
AUGAAAGUUGCUAGUUGUUCAAAAUUUAUUUACGUUAUAGGAUACAAGGAACAUUACCUGUGUGAUACUGAAGUGAAUCUAUGCUACUCAUCUCCAUGCCAUAACCAUGGCACGUGUGAAGUAAGAGAAGGGGGAUAUACUUGCUUGUGUCCUGAAGGAUACCUUGGAGAGCAGUGUGAAACAGUUUUGAAAAAAGAACAAGAUGCAUGCAGGCAGAAUGCACCCUGCUUAUUUGACAAGGAUUCGACAAAGACGUGCUUACCGAAACCAGGACGACCCAACUUCAUAUGUGAAGAAUGCAGCAUUUUGACAGAUGAUGGGCACUAUACACCUUUUUGUGAACUGAAGACAAGAAGCUUUGUGAAAGGAGCUUUUCUUACAUACCCUAGUCUAAAGCAGAGGCAUAGACUUACUGUUAGCAUUAAAUUCGCUACACAGGCUCAAAGUGGUCUGCUAUUAUACAAUGGACGUUACAAUGAACGGCACGACUUCCUGGCUUUGGAGAUAUGGGAGUCGGACGUCCGUUUCUCAUUUUCACUAGGUGAUGAACAAGUGGCCAGAGCGCAGGCGCAUAUCCCUGGAGGGGUCUCCGAUGGAAAAUGGCAUACAGUUCAUAUAACAUAUCACAAUAGAACUGCAACAGUUUCUCUUGAUGAUUGCGAUAUCAGGUAAGCAC